AUGUCAUUUUCUUUCGGCUUUACUUCUAAUGAUUUCGAUGAUGAUGAACUGGUAGUCCAACCUGACGCCUCAUUUGAACCAGUACAAAAAAAUGGAAAAAACGACACUCACCCCAAUCCAUUGGAUUCUGGGUUUUUGUUGCAGCCCAAUGUUGUCCAGCCAAAAGUGGAAAAUCUAGAAACGUUGUUACAAGGUCUCAAGGAUGUCAGAUUAACUUUUGAAGAGUUUCAAUCUCCAUUAUAUAAAAUGCCAUUAAUUAGAAGAGAAUUAUUUGACGUCAAACACCAAUUGAUGUUAGAAACGGAUACUGAUUCCAGCAAUAACUCAACGGAGCUGGAUAUUUUACUUGGUGAUACUUCUGAAGAUUUGAGAAAGAACGUUUAUGAAGGGGGUCUGAAAUCAUGGGAAUGUUCUUAUGAUUUAGUUGAUUUGAUAUCUGAGAAGAUUGACAAAACAAUAAACAAUAUUGACGCAGUCCUAGAAAUAGGCUGUGGGACCGCACUACCCUCAGAAUUUCUGUUCAAAUCAGCUCUUCUACGAGAUGACACAUCCAACAAUUUAAAGUUCAUUUUGUCCGAUUAUAACGCUAGUGUAUUGAGAUUAGUUACUAUACCGAAUUUAAUUAUAACAUGGGCCAAAACAGUUUUGACAAAUGAAGAAUGGAGCGCUUUGCAAAAGGGCGAAAGCGAAGACAUCCCAGUAAGUAGCGAAGAAUUGCUCCUGUCAUCCAACCUGUUAACCGCCUUUUAUGACGACGUCCAAAGAAGAAACAUCACCAUUGUUCUUAUAUCGGGAUCGUGGGGACGCAAAUUUAACAACUUGAUUYAUGAGGUGUUGUUGGACAGCAAAAAGGUUCUAUUGUUAACCUCUGAAACAAUUUAUCAACCUGAUAAUCUGCCUGUUAUCGCAGAAACAAUACUCGACAUACACAGCUCACCACAAACUGAAGUUCAAACUUAUGUAGCAGCAAAGGAUAUUUAUUUUGGUGUUGGUGGCAGCAUUGUUGAAUUUGAAAAUUAUUUGAAUAAGAAAAUAUCUUCAGGAAACUUACCAAUCCGGUCUGAAAGGUUUAAAGUUAACUCUGGUUUGAAAAGAUCAAUAAUAUGCAUUGAGACAAAUCAAGCUAUGUAUUAA
Messenger RNA from Saccharomyces eubayanus, 1134 nucleotides. It is a transcript of the gene HPM1, whose product is annotated as protein-histidine N-methyltransferase. NCBI's taxonomy places the organism in Eukaryota, Fungi, Ascomycota, Saccharomycetes, Saccharomycetales, Saccharomycetaceae. The transcript has a single exon. The record is from RefSeq and is a predicted model, not a curated record. Gene Ontology annotation, biological process: peptidyl-histidine methylation, to form tele-methylhistidine. Gene Ontology annotation, molecular function: protein-L-histidine N-tele-methyltransferase activity. Bases 1 to 1134 code for a protein of 377 amino acids.